Molecule: messenger RNA, 786 nt
Organism: Aspergillus candidus
Lineage: Eukaryota; Fungi; Ascomycota; Eurotiomycetes; Eurotiales; Aspergillaceae
Product: DUF4604 domain-containing protein
Exons: 2
Coding region: 251-739 (162 amino acids)
Source: RefSeq, a predicted model, not a curated record
GUGGCUGCCUUAGUCAGGCCGAUCUCUCUUCAUCUUCAUCUGCCUACUUCCUACUUACCUACUCUCGUUCUGUUUGAUUCUUCUGUCCCUCCGAGUCAAUUGCUUUUCUCGUGUCUAUUAUCUUAUCCGGUCGUCAUAUCGGUGGCCCAGAGCAUGAAGUUCUGAACCCCCGUCCAUUGCGGCUCCCAUGCGCUGCAUUCUCCCCUGAUCCCUCGAUCGAGCCGACCCCAGGCACACACGUCCGUUCGCCAUGUCCUUCAAAGCCAAGGACCUGACAUACGAUUCCAAGGAACCGGCCUUCCUGCAGCGACUCAAGAACCAGUACGGAAACUCCACGGGACGCCUAGAGCGUCCGGCCGCUCGGCCGCGCUUGGCCAAAGGGAAUGACGAGGACGAUGCGCCAACGUAUGUCGAUGAGGAGAGCAACGAGGUUCUGACCAAGGAGGAGUAUGAGGCUCUCGUCCGAGGCGGCGACCCCCAGAAGGCCGGAGAGGCGACCGAUGGCGCCACCCCCCAGCAACGAGAGGAACCGUCCGUGGGGGACAAUCCCACCGACAAGGCACGCGCGACACCCAAGCAGAAUGUGGUCGACGUCAGCGGUCCCAGGAAACGGAAACAGGCCAAGGUGGUAGGGGAGGAGUCCUCCGCCGGGCGAGACCAGACGCCGCCCAAGGAGCUCGCAUCCACCAAGCCCAAGGGGAAGAAAAAGAAAAUCAAACUGUCCUUUGACGACGCGUAACACCAUACUUUUCCCAGUAUUGUCUUUUCCAUGAGAUAUCACGGGGG